Messenger RNA from Sceloporus undulatus (fence lizard), 1740 nucleotides. RefSeq names its product STAM binding protein (gene STAMBP). Gene Ontology annotation, biological process: protein K63-linked deubiquitination. The transcript is spliced from 10 exons. NCBI's taxonomy places the organism in Eukaryota, Metazoa, Chordata, Lepidosauria, Squamata, Phrynosomatidae. Gene Ontology annotation, molecular function: metal-dependent deubiquitinase activity; protein binding; K63-linked deubiquitinase activity. The coding region runs from base 130 to 1407 and encodes 425 amino acids. The record is from RefSeq and is a predicted model, not a curated record. Gene Ontology annotation, cellular component: cleavage furrow; endosome.
CCGCGGCUCCCCGCCGAGGCAGGUAAGGCAGGGUGGCUCCGGCCGGGGGCUGCUCACAGCAGGCCGGUCCUGGACCGGAGGCGGAGGACUGCAACGCCCAUCAGCCCCAGGCAGCAUUAGUGGUUCCUUAUGCCUGACCAUGCGGAUGCCAGCUUGCCCCCAGAGGACCGGGUCAGGGGCCUCAUCCAAAUGGGGAGCAACGUGGAGGUCAACGAAGACGUCCCGCCACGCAGAUACUACCGCUCUGGAGUGGAAAUCAUCCGGAUGGCAAGCAUCUAUUCUGAGGAAGGCAACACGGAACGUGCCUUUAUCUUAUACAACAAAUACAUCACGCUUUUCCUAGAGAAACUCCCAAAACACCGUGAUUACAAAACUGCUGUCAUUCCAGAGAAGAGGGAGACUGUGAAAAAACUGAAAGAGAUUGCAUUCCCAAGAGCUGAGGAGCUGAAGAAGGAGCUUAUAGAGAAAUACAGCAAAGAAUAUGCAGAAUACAACAUACAGAAGAAGAAGCAGGAGGAGGAGUUUUCCCGCAGCUUGGCUCUUCAGCAGCAGUUGGAAGAGGAGAGGCAGAGGGUGGCCCUGAUGAAGCAGCAACAGGCGGAGCAGGAGCAGUUCCACGCCUUCGAAGAGAUGAUCCGGCGCAAAGAGCUGGAAAAGGAGCGCCUGAAGAUCAUGCAGCAGUUUGGGCAGCCGGCCCUUGACUCCUCGGUGGUGGGGCCCUUGAUCCCCGGGGUGCUCAAGCCCCCCACGGACCCACAGACUCUUGUCCCCCCCAAGCAGGCUUCCAGCCCCGGCAGCGGCGGAGUCAUUCUUCCCAAACCUCCCACCGUGGACAGGUCUCUGAAACCUGGAGCUUUGGGGAGCCUAGAAAACAAUACAACUAUAGAAGGACUUCGCCAGGUCAUCAUCCCCAGGGAGCUCUGUCAUAAAUUCCUCCAGCUGGCAGAUGCAAACACCGCAAGGGGUGUGGAGACAUGUGGGAUCCUCUGCGGGAAGCUGAUGAGGAAUGAAUUCACUAUCACCCACGUCCUCAUUCCCAAGCAGCACGGAGGCCCCGACUAUUGCAACACGGAGAACGAGGAGGAGCUCUUUCUGAUCCAGGAUCAAUACAGCCUUAUCACUCUGGGAUGGAUCCAUACGCAUCCCACCCAGACAGCGUUCCUUUCCAGUGUUGACCUGCAUACGCACUGCUCCUACCAGAUGAUGAUGCCGGAGUCCGUAGCGAUUGUUUGUUCACCAAAGUACCAAGAGACAGGAUUCUUUAAACUGACAGACCAUGGCAUGGAUGAGAUUUCUUCCUGCCGUCAGAAAGGGUUCCAUCCACACUGCAAAGACCCUCCCCUCUUCACUACCUGCAACCAUGUGAGCGUCCUGGAGCGAGAAGUAGUGGUUCUGGACCUUCGAUAAAGGACUUGCCUUUGCCAGCCAGUAACUGUCCUCCUCUGAGCUGACCUGUGGGGGCCAAUGAUGUGUCUCCUCUAUGCAGUGAUUUCCCAAAUUCUGCCUGUAGCGCCUUGAGACAUUUGUGUUCUCCUUGAUCUGGCACAGUGGGUAAAUUUUGGAGUCCAGGUGGGAUGAGUGGGUUUGGGUGGUUGGAUGGGGAAUUAUAAACUGGAAUUCAUACUGGACAUGAUUCUGUUACUUUUGAUUGCUUACUAAGCCUGUUCCAGCUUUACUCCGUGACACAGUACUCCCAGUCACCAAGCUAGGAUUAAAACCAAUUAAAUCACUUUAAAACAC